Oncorhynchus mykiss (rainbow trout) is the source of this 3489-nucleotide messenger RNA. RefSeq names its product von Willebrand factor C domain-containing protein 2-like. Gene Ontology annotation, biological process: negative regulation of BMP signaling pathway. The record is from RefSeq and is a predicted model, not a curated record. Gene Ontology annotation, molecular function: protein binding. Lineage: Eukaryota; Metazoa; Chordata; Actinopteri; Salmoniformes; Salmonidae. Gene Ontology annotation, cellular component: AMPA glutamate receptor complex.
UACUUUUCUUGCCUUGUCUGCCAUCCAUGCGUCGUCACACCUCUAAAAGAGAACGAGAGAACACCAGAUGGUCACAGUGUCGAUAUCAGGAAUGAUGAACAACCGCGCGCUUUGCCUCUACGUCGCGCUCCUCUACCCGAUCCCCAAAACAUUGACGGAAUACUCAACCAAUACUGACUCGGAGUACGAGUUUGGGGAUUACCGGGGCAAGUGGUGCUUAGACGACCACGGAUUUGUGUAUAGCAUCGGGGAAGUGUACUAUCCCAGUCCAUCUGCUUGUCCGUGCACCUGCACUGAAGACGGACCCGUGUGCAUACGACCCAAGUGUCCUCGCAUUCAUCCUCGAUGUACACGGAUUAAAUACAAAUCCUGCUGUCCAGUGUGUGAGGCAGUUAGCAAAGUGUGUGUAUAUGGUGGCAAAAUGUACAGGAUAUUCGAAGAAUUCAGGUUGUCACGCUGUGAGAGAUGUCGUUGCGAGUCCAACAGGGAGGUGUCCUGUUCCAUCUCUGACUGUCCUGCACCACACUGUGUCAACCCUACAUUUGAGCCCAACCACUGCUGUCCUGUCUGCUACACUGGGCCCAAUUGUUUUGUGGGCAACAGAGUGAUCUCGGCAGGGGAGCGAGUAGAGAUAGACAAGCAGACGGUGUGUUACUGCACCUACCGGGACAGCACCUGGCAGAUGCACCCCCAUGCCACCUGCGAGCAGCGCCCGCUGCCGGACCUCGAUCUCAACCCCAGCCCCUCUGAGCCCCCCGAGGAAGACGAGACCAAGCAGAUGGACAGGGACUUCCGCCCCAGGCUGGACUGGAUCCCGUGAGCAGGCAGGAGGGUGGGUGUGAGGGUAAUAGUGCGCCAAGGGGAAACAGGGAGAUGAUGGGGCAGGUUGUUUUCCGUGCCCUGCUGAGUGCAGUUUGCAUAGGGCUUAGGGCCAGGGAUGAUCUACUACACCACAUUAUACAACCACAACAACAUUACUAGCUAGUAGUGUUUGUGCAACAUUAUAUAAAACUUUGCACACAGGAACAAUAUAUGGUGCACAUUAAAGACAAUACACAACUAUAACAUAUAGUUCUGUGAAAUUAAUUUGUCUCCAUGUUCCUUCACUUGCAGUAGUCUGGUUUUGUCAUCAAAGGGCUGGUGUAAGUGGACACUUAGAGAUGGUUGCAACAUUCACCCUUUUAUUAAUCUCAGGUUUACACUAGUGCACAUUAACGUUGCUCUGUAUAUUUCUUUGACUACUGUUUCUUUAAUAACAUUGAUAUCCAUCUCAGAAUGGUUCUAACGCUGAAAUGGAAAUGUUCCUUUUUCUGUAUAUAAAUUGACUUGUAGUUCUAUGAAGUGUACCUUUGAUGGACAUAUCAAAUAAACAUCAGGAACCGUAUGUAUCAAGCGUCUCAGAUUCAAGUGACAAUUUAGGAUGUUUUGCCUUCAAUAGAUUACAAUGAAUAAGAUUACAUGGAUAAGGGGCCCUGACCCCAGAUCAACCCUCCUACGGAGACGCUUGAUACGGACCCAGUUGAAUGACAAUGUCCCAUCCUUAUACUUGUUUACAUGCAGGCAAGCUCCUACACCAGGGGUAUGCAACCCUGUUCCUGGAGUGCCACAAGUACUGCAGGGUUUUGUUCCAACUAGGCACCACAUGACCAAUUGAUCAGUUCAGUGAUUGCCUGAAUUCAACACACCUGGUCUUCCAGGAUAAUUAAAUCAGAAACAUGAAGUGGUUGCGGCACUACAGGACCAGGGUUGCCUACCCCACCCUACACUUUUCCCUGGACAAGGAUUCUAUCUGAUCUCAGGGCCCUUACAUGAAAAUGUCACUUCCCUUCUAGGUUACCCACUUGGUAAUUUUGUAAAUAUAUAUUAUUUUCUGGUACUAGAUGUACCCAUCUCGUUAUUAAAUACAAUUUGUUUUUGUGCGGGCCUUCAUAUCCCUCAAUGCAAACUUAAUUUAGGCUCUUCGACGAGCAACCUCCUGCAAUAUGGAUUUGUAUUUUCAGCCACAAAGAUAAAUUCUCCAUAAAUGUACCCCCGCUAUCCAUAAUUUAGUCAUCCAUUAACAAGUUAUCAAACAUAUCCUGACUUGGACAACAAUUCACGGGGCCAUUCUGACAAUUUUAUGGGCUCCCGAAUUGCACAGCAGUCUAGGAGACUGCAUCUCAGCGCUAGAUGCACCACUACAGACCAUGGUCAAUCACAGGCUGUAUCACACCCAGCCGUGAUCGGGAGUCCCAUAGCGCAGCGCAAAAUUUGCCCAGUGUCACUAGGGGAGGGUAGGCAGUCAUUGUAAAAUACAAAUUUGUUCUUAACUGACUUGCCUAGGUUAAAUAAAAGGUUAAAAAAAGAAUUGCCGUGUCAAUAUUUUUGGAAUGUGUUCCUGUUCUUACACCCAGUGAGACUAAACAGAUGUAUACAGUAGAUACUGUGUAGUUUGACACUGCCUUGGGAUCUUGCAAACAGGACACUGACUUUACAAUGGUUUUUAUUGAAAACAACAAGCCAGGAUCAAGGAUCACGCUAUGCUGCCAGCAUUUGAAGCAAUCCUGGGCCACAGGUCUGCACAUUCCUUGGCCACCGGUCCUGUGAUGGCCGAACCUGUAACAAAGACAAAUUCAGCCCACAACAAAAAUGAGAUAAAAUAGUAGACAAGAUGCCUUUGGCCUUGCAUCAGUGUAGUAACAUUUCACUCUUUGCAGACCUGCCACUUACAAUGUGAACAAAAACAUAGUUAUGGAGCUCAUGCAUCCACAAGAAAACUACAUACUCAAUUUGACUGCACCGUCUUGAUUUGAACAUCCACACUUUACUUUGGUUGCUGACAAACAAAUCCCCACCGUUUCCAGGUCAAUUCCUAUAGCGUUACCUACAAAAUAACCCCACUUGGCAUUGUAACAUCAAAAUACGACAUGUAGCAGUGAGAUUCUCUACCCCAAGUGAACUUGAAAGGAAUGGACAGGUGUGCAUACCAAUCCAUGUUUUCAAAUAAAUGACUGAGUGAGGACAUACACACUUCCAGGAGAAAGGUAGAAAAUCACACUGCCCCCAUUAUUUCACUGUAUCUAAAUGUAUUCAAAGGAUGACCACUAUCCAGUGAACACAAAUGUUUCAUCACUGAUUGAGAUUGGUCAGCCAAAAUGAGACUGCCAUCUCACCCACAGUGAUGAUCUUAAAAUUCCCUUCUUCGACAACUCACCGAGCUACUGACCAGACAAAGCAAGUGCUUUUUGAAGGGGUGUCAUUUAUAUUUGCAAAAGAGUAUUAGACAAGAAAAUGUACUACUCAAAAUCCACAUCCAGAAUUUGAAAAGCACUCAAAGAAGCCCAGCCAAACAUCCUUAUGAAGAACCUUCAUGACUUGGGAUGGGGGCCCAAAGACUCAAAAUCCCAACUCACCUUUCAUUUCUCCUUUGACAUUCACUAUGACCCCCGCAUUGUCUUCAAAGUAGAGAAACACGCCAUCCUUUCGCCGAUACGACUUCCGCUGCCGUAU